ACAUUUUCACAGCUUACUCUUCAGACUGACAGCAGCAAACGGAGUUAAGCACGAUAGAGCAAGCGAGGAAGAGAAAGAGGAUUGGAAACAAGGGAGGCAUCAGUGGAGAGGACAGGAGAGGAGACUAUACAGGAUUUGACCCUUUUUUUCUCUCGGGGAGCCAUAAUCUCCCCUGUACUCUUCUUGAACUGAACUUGCUCUGCACCUUGCUAUGGCAGCCCCGGUGGGACAUGGGAGCCCUGUCUCCCUCUCAUCUUCUUCCUCUCAUCCUUGGACUACCCUGCUCUGGGCUCUGUUGACCCUUUUAAGCCAAGUGUGGAGCUUUAACCUGGAUACAACUCACACACUACAUAAGUUGGGAGACCGUGGCACCUUUUUUGGUUUCUCUCUUGCACUUCACCAACAGCUUACUCCAGAUCCUCAGAGCUGGAUCCUUGUGGGGGCACCGCAGGCAGCAGGACAGGGCCUGUUGCGGGGCAGUCGGCCAGGAGCCUUGUUCAAGUGUCCAAUCACACCAGAGGAGUACGACUGUGAGAGGGUGGAUAUUGAUGGAGAAGUGAGUCUGGACAGAGAGAGCAAAGACAACCAGUGGCUGGGAGUCACUGUGAAGAGUCAGGGGAUCGGAGGGAAGGUGGUGACCUGCGCUCACCUGUAUGAACUCAGGCAGCGUGUAAAUCAACCUUCAGAGACUCGUGACCCCAUUGGACGCUGCUACGUCCUGAGUGAGGACCUGACAGAGCGAGAUGACCUGGACGGAGGGGAGUGGAAGUUCUGCGAGGGCCGGCCACAGGGACACGAGCAGUUUGGCUUCUGUCAGCAGGGCCUGUCUGUCAGUUUCACCCCAGACAACAACUUCAUUCUGUUUGGGGCUCCGGGAACAUACAACUGGAAAGGUGAGAUGCGCGUCCAGCUCCUAAACCAGACUCUGCUUGACCUUGGUUUCUAUGACGAUGGACCCUAUGAGGUGGCAGAUCAGAAACAACUUAAUGCUCUGCUCAUCCCUGUGCCCUACCACAGUUACCUGGGGUUUUCUGUGGACUCAGCGAUGGGGAUAAUGAGCCUCGGGGAGCUGACCUUCGUGGCAGGUGCUCCUCGGGCCAAUCACACGGGGGCAGUGGUGCUGCUGAGGAAGGACAACGUAUACCGGCUGGUGCCGCAGCACAUUUUCUGGGGGGAGGAGUUGGCGUCUUCAUUUGGGUACUCGGUAGCUACGACGGAUCUAAACAGGGACGGCUGGACAGAUCUGAUUGUUGGAGCUCCUAAUUUCUUUGACCGUAAGGCAGAGAUUGGUGGAGCUGUGUAUGUGUACCUAAACCCCUUUGGUCACUGGGACGAUCAGGCUCGGCCCAUCCGGCUCAAUGGGACCUACGACUCCAUGUUUGGAAUGACAGUCAGCAACAUCGGAGAUCUGGACCAGGAUGGCUACGGAGAUAUUGCUGUUGGGGCACCAUUUGAUGGAGAUGGCAAAGUCUUUAUCUACAGAGGCUCAGAUGCUGGAAUUGAAACAAAACCUGCUCAGGUGCUGGAUGGUCGUGACUUUGAUGUGAGACGUUUUGGAUACUCCAUCUCAGGUGGUUUGGAUAUUGAUAAUAACCAGUACCCAGAUAUUGCAGUGGGCUCUCUUAAUGAUUCAGUGGUUCUCUUCAGGUCUCAUCCAGUCAUCCAUGUGAUCAGAGAUAUAUCUAUCAACCCUCAAUACAUUGAUCUGGAGCAGUACAAUUGCAAGGGCAGAGAUGGCGUCUGCGUGGAGGUCAAGGCCUGCUUCACCUUCACAGCCCACCCAGAACACUACUCACCACACAUUACCCUGGUGGUGCACUUUGAAGCCGACACUGAGCGCAGGAAAUUGGGCCUCCCUCACCGUGUCAACUUCCUGGGCCGCAGUUCCCUGGAGCCAGAGUACACUCAGACAGAAGAAGUGGAGCUGCAUCGGCAGCGUCACCCUGUGUGCACCACUGCUCAGUUCCAGCUCCAUGAAAGCAUCCGUGACAAACUGCGCCCCAUCUCAUUGGCGAUAACCCACACUAUCAAGCCUGUGCCACCACGCAGACACUCAGGUGCCAAAAGGCUGGAGAAGCUGGCGCCUGUACUGAGUGUUUCCCCCUCCAAUACACUGCACUCUGAGGUGAACUUCCUGCGAGAAGGAUGUGGCAGCGACAAAAUCUGCCAGAGCAACUUGAAGCUGAGCUACCAGUUUGGAACGCGACCCCUGACCUCCGACCUCUUCAGCCCUCUGCCAAAAGAUGAGGAUGAUGUGCAGGUGUUCUCCCUGUCAGAACAGCGGUUGGUAGUGCUGGAGAUCACCGUCACCAACAUGCCUUCUGACCCCCUGCACCCUGAUGAGGAUGGCGAUGACGCCCAUGCUGCUCAGCUGCUAAUCUCCCUUCCAAACACUCUGUCGUAUGCCGGCUCCAGGAUCCCACCACAGAUGAGAUGUCAAGCGAACCAGAAUGGCUCCCAAGUUGAAUGUGACCUGGGAAACCCUGUGAAACGAGACACUAAGCUGAAAUUCUCCAUCAACUUGAGCACAUCUAACAUCACAAUCGAGACCACUGAGUUGACAGCAAAUCUCUUACUGACAACAAUCAGUGAGCAGCCUGACCUGGCACCAGUCACAGCUUUUGCUAAAGUUGUGAUAGAGCUCCCUCUGUCUGUCAGUGGGCUUGCUCGUCCUCACCAGCUGUUCUUCAGUGGGACAGUGAAGGGAGAGAGUGCCAUGACCAGUCUGGAGGACAUUGGCAGCCCUGUGGAUUUUGAGUUUGUGGUCGCUAAUCCUGGGCAAGCUCUGCAGACGCUCGGCUCGGCCUUCCUCAACAUCAUGUGGCCUUACGAGCUGGCCAAUGGGAAAUGGCUCCUGUAUCCUGCCAGCUUGAAGUUUGAGGGUCACCCAGACACACACUGCACCCCAAUAGGAGCACUUAAUCCUCUGCAGCUCCACAGCUCCUCAAGUGCCGAAUUUCCACAGCCUGUCAAUCAGAUGGCUGGGCGAACACGCCGCUCCCACCCAGAGGAGGAAGGUAAAGUGAUGACAAAAGGCAGCGUGGGACGAACUACCCCAGCCGUGGCAGCUUCAGAGAGACGCAAGUCGCUUAAACUGGAUUGUCUCUUGGGGUCGGCACGCUGUGUCCUGUUUCAGUGUCCCCUCCACAGCUUCUCUGGUCAGGCUGUCCUCAAGAUCCACGCCAGGCUGUGGAACAGCAGUUUCAUAGAAGAGUUUGCAGCAGUCAGUGCUCUGGAGCUGCUGGUUAGAGCCAACAUCACUGUGAAGUCUAACAUCAAACACCUGGUCCUCAAGGACGCGGCUGCACAGGUUCCAGUGAUGAUCUAUCCUGAGCCUGGUCUCGCUGAUCAGUACUGGAUCCCAUGGUGGAUCAUCCUUAUAGCCGUCCUGGCAGGCAUCCUGCUGCUGACUCUGCUGGUCUGCCUACUGUGGAAGUGUGGCUUCUUCCAACGGGCCCACUACAAAGACAAAUUGCCUCAGUACCACGCGGUGAAGAUUCCUCGCGAGGACCGGCCACAGUUCCAGACUGAGAAGUCAGGAGUUGUCCAUAAAAAGGAAUGGGCCACGCACUGGAGCGACGGGACAUCAUAACUCGCUUUGAAGCACUGACUGACUGAAUUAAUUCAAAUCACCAUGUGUGGCUCUCAUUCUGUCUUUGCAUUGGAACUAACGGACUAAAAUAAAGUGCACAUAGUCUGAGAUCAUUACAUCUUGUGCACACUGUGCUGUGUCAGUACUGGCAUAUUGGUGGCCUGUUACACUGAGACUGGAUCUAUAUUCUCCCAUGCUGAUGCCUGCUGAUGGCUGGCCUCAGAUGGUCUAUUUAUACUGUGCAUCUAUAUCAGUGUUUUACAGUAAAUACUGAAGGCCAGCAACAAUAUUAGAACCAGUCUAGCUGCUCAAUAUGUUUUACAGUCUGCAGAUGGAGCGCUGAUGCUCACAUGGACUUCACUGUCUGUCAUCAACUUUGGAGGACAGAAAAUUCUAAGACAUGCAUGAAUGCACAAACAUGCAGUGUAAUAUUAUACAGACACACUGGACAUUGAUGAAGCCACUGCCCGUGACAAAGACUACUUUUUGCCUUAACUACUGUAAGACGACUGAUAAGGGCAAUGAAAAAAUGCAUUUGUUUUUUAUAUAAAUAAUGUUUUGGGAUUUUCUUUUAGUUAGCACUGGUAAACAUUGGGAAAUGUCAGUAUGUAAGAUAUCAGUAAAGUAAGAUUGCAGAA
Messenger RNA from Micropterus dolomieu (smallmouth bass), 4230 nucleotides. It is a transcript of the gene itga7, whose product is annotated as integrin, alpha 7. Lineage: Eukaryota; Metazoa; Chordata; Actinopteri; Centrarchiformes; Centrarchidae. Gene Ontology annotation, molecular function: integrin binding. Bases 212 to 3592 code for a protein of 1126 amino acids. Gene Ontology annotation, cellular component: external side of plasma membrane; integrin complex. Gene Ontology annotation, biological process: cell-cell adhesion; integrin-mediated signaling pathway; leukocyte migration. The record is from RefSeq and is a predicted model, not a curated record. The transcript has 25 exons.